AUGUUCCCUCUAAAGAGGAAUAAAGUGGUGACCUACCAAAAAAAAGGGGUUUUCUACCGCACCAAGCAAGCCGUUAUUGGGCUUUCCCUUUCACCAAAGCUACAGCUACUUGGGAAACUACCACGAGCUUCGUUUCCUGGCCUCUGUCUUCACGUUCACAUCUUUUUUUUACUUUUUCUUCGCGUCUUUGACUUCACUUCGCUUCGUUCGUUCCGUCAUCUUCUUUCUUUUUUUCAUGAUUCGGGAUAUUCCGAUUCUGGAAAUGUGACAUAUCGAAACCCUUUCUUCGUUAGUUAUCUCCUUUUACUCAGCCUUGGUGCUGCUUUGAGAUUCCAGGUAUUCUAUUGUAAAAGUAUAGUCCGUACGUCGAGCCUUAUUUGUUUGCAUGUGUUGGGGUUGGGCUGUGAUGGUGUCUUUGAGUGGGGAGAAUCUGGGGCCGAGGGGAUCCUUCCUAUCUCUCCGCCUUUACCGGAAAGAAGGGCCCUUAGGCUUGUUCCCGUCUCUGGUAUAGACAGAGAGAAUCUUAUCCUUCUCUACUCUCGUAACAGAAACUGCUUCAUCGAUGAGUUGAUGUCUAUACUCUCUUUCCCUGCUGCCAAACACAGACGGAGGAUAUUCUACAUUGCCUUGAGGCAUUGGUUGGAAGGAAGCUCGAAAUUCUUGGUUCGGAUCAAGGGCGACUUCAAUUUACCUUUAUCUGCCCCGACUCUACUAGUUGAAUACGAGGGCGCCAAGCAAGAUGUGAGACCUAAGGAAAGAAGCCUACAAAACGACCAGGUGGUGAAGAAUCCAAGACCAGUCAAAGUAGGGGCUGGGGCUGUGCACAAUCAAAGAGGAGCGAUAACUUACAAGGAGAGGAACGAAGGCCAACAGAGACGGGAGAGUGAUAUUCAAAUAACCGACAGGGAGAGGAAGGUUGCAAUGCGGCAUGAAUUUGAUGACAGGCAUAAUUCUUACAAAGCUGUGCGCUCUUCGCCUUCUAUGACGGAAGCCUUUGAAAGUAAAAGCAGGAAGUCAAAGAACUUCUACAUACCCUGGGCCUGGGAAUGCAUUUAUUGGCGCUAUCUGAAUCGGGCUUACACACAUGCGUCCUUAUCUUCGGCGGCUCGGCAGCCCGCUCCUGGUGGUAGCCAUUGUAGAUGCAUCGUCGAGAGGACGUUAAGAGCGGGGACUAGGUACUGUGUAUGGAAAAUGGGGCCAGCACUGCUUCUAUCCCUACGAGUUCUGUUACAUACCGUCCAGUAA
This is a messenger RNA of Striga asiatica, 1245 nucleotides long. The record is from the annotation of a GenBank genome assembly. NCBI's taxonomy places the organism in Eukaryota, Viridiplantae, Streptophyta, Magnoliopsida, Lamiales, Orobanchaceae.